This is a messenger RNA of Misgurnus anguillicaudatus (oriental weatherfish), 14437 nucleotides long. It is a transcript of the gene zfhx3b, whose product is annotated as zinc finger homeobox 3b. Gene Ontology annotation, cellular component: nucleus. Gene Ontology annotation, biological process: regulation of neuron differentiation; regulation of transcription by RNA polymerase II. The record is from RefSeq and is a predicted model, not a curated record. Gene Ontology annotation, molecular function: DNA-binding transcription factor activity, RNA polymerase II-specific; RNA polymerase II cis-regulatory region sequence-specific DNA binding; zinc ion binding. Lineage: Eukaryota; Metazoa; Chordata; Actinopteri; Cypriniformes; Cobitidae.
AGGUACAGCGCGCCGGCUUUCUAAAUAAGCAGCACAUUCAGGAACCCCAUCAGGACAGUAGGCAGGGCUGCAGCCUGGGUGUGAAAUCACACUAAUGCUCUCGCUCUAGUCAGGUCGAGCGAGAUUACUCACUCACUCUCUCUCGCUCACACACUGUCGUUUUACUCCACUACUGUAGCCCCAGCACCAGCAGCCUGUAGACAAGUGUGGAAUGGACGUCAAGGAGGGCAAGAAAGAAAGGAAAGAGGCAAGGAAAGGUCUGUGAGGAAACCUGGAAAGGGAUUCCGCUCUUCGUCGGCUGUCGGUUUGGAUCAGUUCUGUGAUGGGAGGCUGUGUUUGAACGGUGCACACUGCUGGAUCUCCGGUGGCCUGCCGGUGGCGCUGUCACUCUGAAAGGCAGACUGUUGGAUGCUUCAGACCAAAACUUUUCCUUACUGGGUCUAAUAGCUUUGACAAACCCUGGAAAUACCUGGAAUUACAGGACUACAACACUCCAAGCCCCUAGCCGAGGGACUUACUAAUAGUGCCCAGGCACUAGACUUUAAAGCUUUACAUUUGAAUAUACCAAUAAACCAAAAAAAAAGUACCAUAGCUUUAGCACUAGUGAUAGAUUACGACCAUCUGCCUGCCAUUGCACCAAACCUGCUGUGACCGUGAGGGUUGUGACCUUUCUGGCGCUCACUUCAAACGGACACUUGAAAAGAAGAACGCAGUCAGGGAGAGCUUCCGAGCGGCGGCGACUGAAACCAAAAACCCUAUCAGGCCUGGAUGCGAUGAACGCCUCAUGUAGGCAUCAGCAUGGAAAGCUGUGAGUCUCCCGUGGUUACUGGGACAGACGAUGGGCUUGGCUCCUCCGACACCUCCCAGCAGCAGCACCAUCCACAACCCUGGAACGAUCACCCUAACUCACAGGUUCCACCUUGCAACCAGCCCCCUUCCUUGGAGCCCCUAUCUCUCACUGCACCCCACCCAGCCCAGCUCCAAAACCCCAACACACCUCGUGAGGCUGUGAGAGAACAGCAGCAACAAACACUGUCCCAGGCUCCCAGCGUUAGCUCCGCUACCAGACGGCUGCACCCCAAAAUACAGGGGUUGGAGGAGGACGAGCAGGAGGAAGUGAGCUGUGGAGAAGAGGACGAAGAUUUGGAAGACUUGGAUGAUAUGGAGAUUGACAGCUGUUUCCCAAGUCUGCAGCCCUUUCCUGGUGUACCUAUGGUGCCAAGCGGAGGGGGCAUGCCCAUGCUCAUGCGGCAACAGCCCUCCCAUCGGAGGGGUGCUACAGACAGUGGGAGUGAAGAAGAAGGGGAGGAGGAUGAAGAGGAGAGUAGUGAUGUGGAAAACCUGGCUGGAGAGAUUGUCUACCAGCCUGAUGGCUCUGCCUACAUUGUGGAGAGCCUCAGCCAGCUGAUCCAAAGCGAUGGGAGCAUAGAACCAGGCCUGCUCUCUUCAAACUCUCUCCCUAGUGGGGGAAAGCCAGGGGAACCUGCAGGGACCUCUUCUUCGGCGUACCCUCAGAUCAUCAACACGUUCCACAUAGCCUCGUCUUUCGGAAAGUGGUUCGGCUCCUCAGACCAAGGUUUCCCCAAUACCUCAACCCUGGCAGGCCUCAGUCCUGUCCUGCACAGUUUCCGUGUCUUUGAUGUGCGGCACAAAAGCAACAAGGAUUACCUGAACAGUGACGGGUCUGCUAAGAAGUCCUGUGUAUCCAAAGAUGUUCCCAACAACGUGGAUUUCUCCAAAUUUGACGGACUGGCCCUCUAUGGCAAAGGCAAGCCUAUUCUCAUGUGUUUCCUCUGCAAGUUGUCCUUCGGCUACCCACGGUCCUUUGUCACACACGCAGUCCAUGACCACCGCAUGACCCUGUGUGAAGAUGAACGCAGGCUCUUAGGGGACAAGCAGGCAUCGGCCAUUAUACAGGGCAUUGGCAAAGACAAAGAGCCACUCAUUAGCUUCCUAGAACCAAAAAAUAAGAACUCUCCUCUGCAGCCGCCCACCCUAGUUCCCAUGAACUCAGGCCAGAGCUUCUACGGCACGUUCAGUGGAGUUCAUUUAGAAGGGGGUGGCAAUAGUGAGGGUGGUGAAAGCCUCCUCAACAAAGACUCUGAUUUGGGUCUCCAGCAACAAGCCCUCCUCACGUUGGGUGGCCUUGGCAGCCCCAAAACACCCUCCCUUACCUCAUCAUCAGGCCCAGCCAAAGAAUCCAGCGCUCUGUCCAAGCCACAGGGUAGGAGAACAGAGGGGUCUGUAGGAAAAGAGGGGACUUAUAGAGGGGAGGAUGGGGAUGCAGGAACUUGUGAAAAUAAGGCUCUCCUUCCUGGUGAGGACAUGGCCUCCGAGGAUGAGGAGGAACUUCUUUUUGAAGAGGAGGACGAAGAGGUAGAUGAUGAACGCGCUGCGUUGGCCUGUAGUGGAAGUAGCAACAGCGGUGGUGGAUUUGUGGGGGAACUGGCUGUCUCAAACCAAAGCAUCUCCAAAUCUCCUUUAUUAAUGCCUAGUAGCACUCUCCAGCCUUCUGCCUGUUUAUCUGCAGCCAGCCCUGCACUCAGCAGCAAAGUCUCUGCUUCCAUGUCCUCUUCCUCUGUCAGGGGGUCCGAGGAAGGGUUGGCUGCAGACGGUGGGGGGAGGACUUCAGAACUCCCUUUGAGCUUUAACUGCCAGGGGGCUGCAGUCCCUUUGGCAAUGGCGGCAGCCGCUGGUAGAGGGGGCGAAGAGGAUGGGGCUGCAUGCUCCUCUGCGAGCACGUCCUCCCCUCUUGCCUCCAAUGCCGCUGCUGAGGAAAGUGCCAAUCGAGAUAGUGCCACAGCUCCUGAACCAAAUGAAUGCCCAGCAGAGGGAGAUGAGGACAACGGUGCCCUCCUCCAUCACCACCACCACCUUCACCACCACCAUCAUCACCCACACCCGUCACCAAAUGCCCACUCGCACCCACACCAUUCAGCUGCUUGUGACAUGUCAGGAAUGGGUGAAUGCACCCAAAACCAUGGCAUUGGAGGCAGUGGAGGCAGCGGGGUAGAGUGCCCAAAGUGCGAUACUGUCCUAGGCUCCUCGCGCUCCUUGGGUGGCCAUAUGACCAUGAUGCACUCGCGUAACUCGUGCAAGACACUAAAGUGUCCCAAAUGCAACUGGCACUAUAAAUACCAGCAGACCCUGGAGGCCCACAUGAAAGAGAAACAUCCUGACUCUGGAGGCUCCUGUGCGUACUGCAGCAGUGGGCAGAGUCAUCCCCGUCUUGCCCGUGGGGAGAGUUACACUUGUGGCUACAAACCCUUCCGUUGUGAGGUCUGCAACUAUUCCACUACAACCAAAGGCAACCUGAGCAUACAUAUGCAGUCUGACAAGCAUCUCAACAACAUGCAGACGUUACAGAAUGGGGGUUCCAUUCCAACUGCUGGCGAACAGGUGUUUGGCCAUGCGCCCAGUGGAGUCGUACCUGUUUCCUCUGCAACCCAGGCCAGCAGCCAUCACCCUAGUCACCACCAUCACCCAGCUCAGACCUCCACCCACAUGGCAGGGCCCUGUGGUGCCCCCUCACCAACCAAGCCAAAAAGCAAGCCCACCUGGAGGUGUGAGGUAUGUGACUAUGAGACCAAUGUAGCACGUAACCUGCGAAUCCACAUGACGAGUGAAAAACACAUGCACAACAUGAUGUUGCUUCAGCAGAACAUGACCCAAAUGCAGCAUGGCCGGCUUGGUCUAGGAGCCAUGCCUUCUCCCUCUGAAGCUGAGCUGUACCAGUACUACUUAACGCAGAACAUGAGCCUUCCGCCAGGCCUUAAGAUGGACCCGUCUGGAGCUGAUGCUCAGUUUCUGCUUGGUGGUUUUCAUCUGGAUCCUAACAUGGCAGCCCUUGCCCCAGCACUAGUUGGAGGGGACAUAGCCAUGGAUGUACGCCUGGGCGGGGGACAGCUGGUGUCGGAGGAGUUGAUGACCCUGGGCGAGAGUCUGUCCCAGACCAGCGACCCUUCCCUCAAACUCUUCCAGUGUGCCGUGUGCAACCGUUUCACUACCGACAACCUGGAUGUGCUGGGCCUGCACAUGAGCGCAGAGCGCUCGCUCCCAGAAGAGGAGUGGAGAGCCGUGGUGGGCGACUCGCACCAGUGUAAGCUGUGCCACUACACCACGCAACUCAAGGCCAACUUCCAACUGCACUGCAAGACCGACAAGCACGUGCAGAAGUACCAGCUGGUAGCGCACAUCAAGGAGGGUGGCAAGGGCAACGAGUGGCGACUCAAGUGCGUGGCCAUCGGCAACCCUGUGCACCUCAAAUGCAACGCCUGCGACUACUACACCAACAGCCUGGAGAAGCUGAGGAUGCACACGGUAAACUCGCGCCACGAAGCCAGUCUCAAGCUGUACAAGCAUUUGCAACAGCACGAGAACGCCGUGGAGGGCGAGUCUUGCUACUACCACUGUGUCCUGUGUAACUACUCUACCAAGGCCAAGCUGAACCUCAUCCAGCACGUCCGGUCCAUGAAGCACCAGCGCAGCGAGAGCCUUCGGAAGCUGCAGCGGCUGCAGAAGGGCCUGCCAGAGGAAGAGGAGGAGCUGAGUGCCAUCUUCACCAUUCGCAAGUGUCCGUCUGCAGACACAGGAGAGCUGAGUGAGGAUGUGGAGGCUGCCAGUGAGAACGCCACAGAUCAAGAGGACCAAACCAAAGGCAGAGACAGUGGGGGGGAAAGGGAGCUCACCAAAGGGACAGCAUCCAGCCAAUCGGAGAGGGAACAGACGGAUUCCCCGGUCCCCGUCAAGCGGCCCUCUUCAAGAUCAGAGUCAUCCGAAAGCCCCCUCUCAUCCAAGAGACCCAAGACUGCUGAGAAAAGCAGUGGCGAGCAGAUGUACCAGUGCCCCUACUGCAAGUUCAGCAACACAGACCUGAACCGGCUCAGAAUGCACGUGAUGACGCAGCACUCGGUGCAGCCCAUGUUUCGCUGCCCGCUGUGCCAGGACAUGCUCAACAACAAGGUCCACCUGCAGUUUCAUCUCACCCAUCUCCACAGUGUGGCACCAGACUGCGUCGACAAGCUGAUAUCCACUGUGGCAGCUUCAGAUGUACUGCCAGCAAGCAUGUUCAUACCAGUUCCUGGACCAGACCGAGAUUCUCAAAACACACCUCAGUCCAUGGCCAACUCAAGUUCGGAGGACACUAAAAAGCAAACAGAAGUGGCAGAUGUUGAGUCUGAGAAAGGAGUUUGUCUGGCCGCAGACACAGCUGAAGCUCGCAAGUCUCCUCUUGAGGAACAACAGCCUGCAAAAGAUGACACUGCUUUCCUUUGUUGGAAAAAGGGCUGUAACAAAGUCUUUAAAUCCUCAAAUGCCCUUCAGAUGCACUUCAACGAGGUCCACAAUAAAAGGCCCCAACUGCCUGUUUCCGAUCGUCACGUCUACAAAUAUCGCUGCAACCAGUGUAGUUUGGCAUUCAAGACGAUAGAGAAACUACAGCUGCAUUCCCAAUACCAUGUCAUCCGCGCAGCCACAAUGUGUUGUCUAUGCCAACGGAGCUUCAGGACCUUGCAGGCACUUAAAAAGCAUCUGGAGACCAGUCACCUGGAGUUGAGUGAAGCUGACAUCCAACAGCUUUAUGGAGGUUUACUAAUGAAUGGAGAUUUAAUGAUAAUGGGUGAUCCGUCACUCGGAGAGGACCAGGGUGGUCUCCUUGAUGAUGAGAAGGAAGGAGAAGAAAGUGAUCCAGAAGAAAAGCAAAGUCCAACUGGCAGUGACUCUGGAUCUUUGCAAGAGGACUCUGGAUCGGAACCAAAACGAGCCCUGCCAUUUAGGAAAGGCCCCAACUUUACUAUGGAGAAGUUUCUAGAUCCAUCUCGCCCUUUCAAGUGCACAGUCUGCAAAGAGUCAUUUACUCAAAAGAAUAUUCUUCUUGUACAUUAUAACUCAGUGUCUCACUUACACAAAGUCAAAAGGGCCCUACAAGAAUCCACCACUGGCCAGCCAGAACCUACCAGCAGCCCUGAUAAUAAACCCUUCAAGUGCAGCACAUGCAAUGUAGCAUACAGUCAAAGCUCUACACUGGAGAUUCACAUGCGCUCUGUGCUUCAUCAGACCAAGGCCAGGGCAGCAAAGCUUGAAGCAGCUGGUGGCAGUUCUAGCUCUGUAAGCAACAGUGGCCAAAGCGGAAGCACUUCCAACAGCACUUCAACCCCAAGCCCUAUUCCCACCACUAACACGAUCACCAGCUCCAGCAACAGCAGCAGUUCUCCAGCAGGAGCUCAGACAGUGCAGAGCUUGCUAGGAGGUAAUCAUCUGAGUCAUUCUCACAGUGUUGAGAAUUUGGGCAACUCAGCUUGUCAUUCCUCCCCUUCUGAGAAUCAUGAUGUUAAAAAGAAGAAAUUUGCAGAUAUGCUUUCCUCAAGGAGCCAUCAGCAGCAACUUCAGCAACAACAGCAGCAGCUGGCCCAAGCUCAAGCACAGGCACAGGCUCAACUCCAACAAGAGUUCCAGCAGGCAGCUCUUCUUCAGUCUCAGCUCUUUAACCCUCUCCUCCAGCACUUCCCUAUGACAACAGAUGCUCUUCUCCCACUUCAGCAGCAACAACUUCUCUUUCCAUUUUACAUUCCUGGGGCAGAAUUUCAGUUGAAUCCAGAAAUGAACUUGAGUAGCGCUUCAUUGAACUUAAGUGCAUCUGCAGCGUCAAUGUUGGAGGAACAGAAAAACUCCGCCCAGCAAGCCCAGCAGAGCUGCUUACAACAGCAACUUAUGCACCAUCACCUACAGCAACAGCAUCAAGCUCAUUCCCACUCACAGGGUUCAAGCCAAAUGGCUUUGCUUCAACAGAGUGCUCUUUCUCAGCCUGUAGACAAAAAACCAAAGCCCUCUCCUCACAGUGAAAAAGAGAGAGAACUUCCAAAGGAUAAAGAAAUUAGUGAUAAAGCAGAGGACCAUGCUGCAAAAGAUAAUUCAGACAUUUCAAAGUCCAAAGAUAAGAAAGAUACUCCACAAACUGUAGUAAAUGUAAACCAUGACUCUGGAUUUCCCCCUCCAAGGAUUGCCUCAGAUGCUCGAGGAAAUGCCACCAAAGCCUUAUUGGAAAAUUUUGGAUUUGAAUUAGUAAUUCAGUACAAUGAGAACAAGCAAAAAGCACAAAGAAAGCCAACAGGUUCCAUAUCUGGAUCAAGUGGGCCCGGUGGUAUCACCAGAGUGGUUGACCCUAUCGAAGGAUUAGAAAAACUGGAGUGUGAGUCCUGCGGUAAGCUGUUUUCCAACAUACUGAUCCUGAAGAGUCACCAGGAGCAUAUCCACCAGGCUUUCUUUCCAUUCAGAUUUCUAGAGAGAUUUGCCAAAGACUACAGAGAACAGUAUGACAAGCUUUACCCAUUGAGACCUCAGACACCUGAAGCUGCUCCUCCUCCACCGCCACCCCCUCCUCCACCCCCUCCUCCGCCUCCCCAAAGAGUACCAACACCAAAUAUACCCGUUACUACUCCUACCCUAACACCACCAACUCCUCCAACCCCACAACCUUCAGUUCCAAUGACUCAAAUUCCAAUGUCCAUGGAUCUCCCCCUUUUCUCUCCACUCAUGAUGCAGCCCAUGUCACUGCAGUCAUUGCCUUCCCAGAUUCCUGGCCAAAUGUCAGCUGUGGAGCCCAGUCUUGCGACUGAUCUGGCCCAGCUGUACCAACAGCAGCUUACCCCCGCCAUGCUGCAGCAACAGAAUAAGAGGCCCCGCACCCGUAUCACGGAUGACCAGCUAAGGGUGCUUCGCCAAUAUUUUGAUAUCAACAACUCUCCAAAUGAGGAACAAAUAAAGGAAAUGGCAGAUAAAUCAGGACUCCCUCAAAAAGUCAUCAAGCACUGGUUCCGUAACACUCUUUUCAAAGAGCGUCAACGCAACAAAGACUCACCUUAUAACUUCAACAACCCUCCAAUUACCACUCUGGAAGAACCCAAAAUUGAUUCAAAACCACCCUCUCCUGAGCCUCAAAGACAUGAAUCAUAUGGAAAUAAGAGAUCCUCAAGAACAAGGUUCACAGACUACCAGCUGAGGGUGCUGCAGGAUUUCUUUGAUGCUAAUGCAUAUCCUAAAGAUGAUGAAUUUGAGCAGUUGUCCAAUCUUCUGAGCCUACCAACUCGAGUCAUCGUUGUGUGGUUCCAAAAUGCCAGACAAAAAGCUCGUAAAAAUUAUGAAAACCAAGGAGAUGGAAGUAAAGAAGGCGAUCGGCGCGAGCUAUCCAAUGACCGAUACAUUCGUACCACCAACUUAAACUAUCAGUGCAAGAAGUGCAGCCUGGUUUUCCAGCGAAUAUUUGACCUUAUUAAACACCAAAAGAAGCUUUGUUACAAAGAUGAGGAAGAAGACGGGCAGUAUGAUAGCCAAAAUGAGGACUCUGUUGAUCUCUCGCAUGAAUACUACACACCUUCUGGGUCAUCAGGUCAAACACCAAUGCCCUCAUCCUCAAGUCUCUGCCCUCUUCCUCCUUCAUUCUCUCACAUCUCAUCAUCUGAAAACGAGGAGGCCACACCUGCUAACACAUCAAACUCUUUUGAAGAGAAAUCAAAACACUCUGCAGAAGCGUCACUGGGUCAAAGAGAGCAGACAUCAUUGAAACAAGAAACCAGUCAUCCGUCUGAGACCCCACAGCAGAGGCCACAAAGAGAGGAAAAGACUCAUACGGUCCCAAAGAACUCUAAACUUUCUUCGCCUCCCCUCUCUCAACAGCAACAACAUAGUGGUCCCUCCAUUUCACACACCAGUCAGACCUCUCAGAGUUCCCACAUGGCCCUAAAUGCCCAUUUAGCCUCUGCCUCACAGCAGCAGUUGGCCCAGCAAAUGAUCCCAUACCAGUGUGAACAGUGCAAACUUGCCUUCCCUUCAUUUGAGCAUUGGCAGGAACACCAGCAGCUUCAUUUUCUAAGUGUCCAAAAUCAGUUUAUUCAUCCUCAGUUUUUAGAUCGCUCAAUGGACAUGUCCUUUAUGUUAUUUGAUCCUAGCAAUCCUCUUCUGACUAGCCAGCUCCUUGCAGGAGCAAUACCACAAAUGUCUGGCACCUCUGCCACGUCUCCAUCAACACCUACGUCCACUAUGAACUCGUUAAAGAGAAAAUUGGAGGAAAAGGCAGGUACUAGUCCAGGAGAAAGUGACAGCAUGAACAGCGGAGAGGAGCCACAAAGAGACAAGCGCCUCCGAACCACCAUAACGCCUGAGCAACUAGAGAUUCUAUACCAGAAAUAUUUGCUCGAUUCUAAUCCUACUCGUAAGAUGCUUGACCACAUUGCUCAUGAGGUGGGGCUUAAAAAACGUGUGGUACAAGUAUGGUUCCAAAACACAAGAGCCAGAGAAAGAAAAGGCCAGUUUCGGGCUGUUGGUCCAGCUCAGGCCCAUCGUCGUUGCCCAUUUUGCCGAGCCCUAUUUAAAGCAAAAACCGCCCUUGAGGCCCACAUUCGUUCACGGCACUGGCAUGAGGCUAAACGUGCUGGUUACAGUCUGACACUUUCCGGUAUGUUACCCGAACAAGAGGCAAUGCAGUUGAAGAUGGACCCUCUGGAUAUCUCCAGCUACUCCCAUCUUGCCCCUUCUAGCAAUGAGGCCCAAUGUUCAUCUCUGUCACCUGUGAGCAAAAACAUGGACUUGUCUCCCAGGGCUCUUUUGAGCCCAACUUCUAUUAAGGUUGAGGGAGUGGAAGACUUUGAAAGCCCAACCAUUUCCUCAGUGAACACAAACUUUGAUCAGAAUAAACUUGAUAAUGAUGAUUGUUCGUCAGUGAACACGGCCAUCACUGAUACUACCACUGGUGAUGAGGCAAAUGCGGACAAUGACAGUGCUGAUGCAAAGCACAGCCAUAAUAGUGGAGAUUUUCUCUCUAAGUCUGGGGGCACAAUCCCCUCUAUUGAGAACGAUGAACAGAUGUCAUCAGGACUGGUGAGCCCUGCAACAAGUUACUACACAAAAGACUUUGAAAAUGAACAUAUAAUCGAUUAUAGUGAAACAUCUAGUCUGGCUGACCCUUGCUCACCAAGCCCAGGAGCCUCUGGAAGUAGAAGCAUUGAUAGUGGAGACAGGCCUGGUCAAAAACGCUUCCGUACACAGAUGUCUAAUCUUCAGCUUAAGGUGCUCAAGUCUUGCUUCAAUGAUUACAGGACUCCAACGAUGUUAGAGUGUGAGGUACUUGGCAAUGACAUUGGACUUCCAAAGAGAGUGGUUCAAGUGUGGUUUCAGAAUGCUCGGGCUAAAGAAAAGAAGGCUAAGCUCAGUAUGGCUAAGCACUUCGGUAUCAACCAGACAUCUUACGAGGGACCCAAGACAGAGUGCACUUUGUGUGGUGUUAAAUACAGUGCUCGCCUCUCAGUGCGGGAUCACAUAUUUUCACAACAACACAUCUCCAAGGUAAAGGAAACCAUUGGAAGUCAGCUUGAUAAAGAGAAAGAGUACUUUGACCCUGCAACAGUUCGUCAGCUGAUGGCGCAACAGGAGAUGGAUCGUAUCAAGAAAGCUAAUGAGGUCCUCGGAUUAGCACAACAACAAGCCAUGCAGCAACAAGGGAUGUUUGACACGCCUGCUUUGCAAGCCUUGAACCUUCAGUCAGGUUAUCCAAAUCUGCCAGGGAUUCCCCCUGUUCUUCUGCCAGGUGUUGGUGGUCCAUCUAUUCCAGGCUUUAACUCAUCCAAUUCAGCUUUAACCCCACCAAAACCUCCAAACCUCCUGAACAUGCCUGGUGCCAGUGUACCCUCACCUAGUCUCCCUACAUCUGGAUUACCCAACAAGACCCCUUCAUCCUCUUCCUUGGCUUCACCCAGCCCAGCUCAGGCCAGUACAUCUGUUCCCCGUUCAAGCCCUACCCCAACAUCUACAUCAAACUCUUUGACAACACAGACAUGUCCUCGUCCUGAACCCCCCAAAGAUCGUCAUACAGAGAGGACCAGAGAAAAAGAAAAAUCCAAGGAAAAGGCUGAAAAGCCCUCUACACCAUCUUCAGCUGGAGGAACUCCUGCUCCCUCCACUUCUGCUGCCAGUGCCAAGAAAGAAAAACCUGACCCCGCUGUUCCAGCCACAUCAAUGCCAACACCUGGUAUGGAGUAUGUGGUAGAUACUGCCCAACUUCAAGCUCUGCAGGCAGCUUUAGCCUCUGAUCCAACAGCUCUACUAACAAGUCAGUUCCUGCCCUACUUCAUGCCAGGAUUCUCUCCAUAUUACGCCCCUCAGAUACCAGGUGCCCUUCAAGGUGGAUAUCUUCAGCCCAUGUAUGGAAUGGAAAGUCUUUUCCCCUACAACCCAGCUUUAUCACAGGCCCUUAUGGGGUUAUCACCAGGAUCCUUGCUUCAGCAUUACCAGCAAUACCAACAGAGCUUGCAAGAGGCACUUCAGCAGCAGCAGCGCCAGCUUCAGCAGAUUCAGCAGCCCAAAGCGAGCCAAACAGCAGUCUCAUCACAAAAUUCAGUAGACCGUAAGGACCCUGCCAAAGAUUCAGUAAAAACAGAGGAGAAGAAGAGCACUUCCUCUGCCGAAACCUCUUCCACUCACAAAAACCUAACCACUGAGCAGCAUGAAGUGGACGGCAAAGGUGCAGACCCCCUUCCUGACCAAUUUAUUGUCCCCAAAGUUCAAUACCGACUGGCGUGCCGCAAGUGUCAAGCUGUCUUUAGCAAGGAGGAAGCGGCUAUAAGCCACCUCAAGUCAGUUUGCUUUUUCGGUCAGUCUGUGGCAAACCUGCAAGAGAUGUUGCUUCGGGUCCCCAGUGGUGGAAACGCAGGAGAGCGCAGCCUCUAUGACUGCCUUGCCUGUGAUACCACUCUAGAUGGGAACAAAGCGCUUAGUCAACACCUGAAUUCAGCCUUGCACAAACACAGAACAAUCAAAAGAUCCAGAAAUGCCAAAGAGCACGCGCCUAGUUUAUUACCUCACUCUUCAGCCUGCUUCCCCAGUCCUAACACCGCAUCUACCUCGCAGUCUGCCACUCACUCAAACAACACCCCAUCCCCUCCGCCAAUGACAUCAGCCACCACGCCGUCCUCAUCCGUGCCUGCAUCUUCAUGCACCUCUACCUUCACGGCCACCCCGCUCAACACAACAGCCGCAGGCAAACCCUGGUCCCAGACCCCUUUCUCCAGAGCUUUAGCUGGGAAGCCCCAUGUCCCCACUUCUUCAUUGUCUUCGUUUCCUCCAGUUUCCUCUCCUUCAACGGUUACCUCAAGUUCAUUGAGCACCUCAGGGGUCCAGACCUCGAUACCAACAGACGUCUUUACCGACGAAUCUGAUUCUGACAGCAGUCAGAAAUCAGCAGACAGGCUGGGCAGGCCAGCAGAGGAGCCACAACAGCCUGGCUGUCUAAAAGACAGUAGUAGUUGUAGUAGUAACCUUACUAGUGUAGGAUCGGACUCCAUCAGAUUGUAAAAGCUUUCAGUGACAAACGAUAUAAAACAGAAAAAAAGGAAAAAAAGACAGAAGAAAACACAAAAGAAAAAACAAAAAGCAGCAAUGUUUAAAAUAUGUUUAAAAGUAUACAAACCAAUUUCAGAAAAGAUGUGUAAAGACUAACUGCAAUUCCAAAGCUUGUAACCAAAAAUUUAAAUGUUAGUGGAUUGUUUUCCCAUAUCAACAUGCUGGUUUUAGUUUACUACAACUUUUAAUAUAUAAAGAUACACACACACAGAUGCAUAUAUAUAUACAUGUAUGCAGUAUAUAUAUAUAUAAAUGAAUAGAGAUCACAGCAGUAACAGUUGGUUAUUGCUAGUGGAAUGCAGUGGACUGCCUCAAAGUUAUUUAAACGGCCCCACACAACCCUCUAUACAAAGAACGAGUCAACAAGUUGUGUUUCUUAUUCCAUAAUAGCACAGUCACAUAAAGCCAGUAUGUACUGUAUGGGAGAAUAGUCUUACAGUUUUCUUGCUAUCUAAGCAUUCAAAUACCAAUGGCUUGCUAAAGAAAAGAAAAAUAAUGUCUAUUUUAUUCUCAGGUCAACAGCUCACAACCUUUUUGUGUUACAAAAAGUCAUUAUUUUAUUCAUUUUGUUCUAAACAAAUGAUAUACAUUUCUGUUUUUAUAUGAUUUUAUUGGCUGAAAGUAUUCAGAAACGAUACUAAAAGUUUUCUGGGCAUUCAAUGAGUAGCUGAAUUGCUGGUUUUAAACCUUCCUAAUUAUUUUUGUUUGUUUGUUUUUAACGGGAGAUUACCGAUCCCGUUUUACCCAGACACGAAAAGCAUUGCAGACUGGUGGGGGAAAAAAGAUUUUUUUUUAGGGAAAAACUUUCUGUAUUUAUGAUAGAUAUAUACAUUUUUGGUGUUAAGUAGAUUGUUGCAUUGGAAAUGAAUUUAAACAGUAUGGUAGAUUGAAAAAUCUUUGUGUACAUUUAGCUUUUGUAUCGUCCAACUUUAAGGCGCUUCAUUUGAUGUUGUCUUGGUCAUUCCAAUAGACUAGAAUAAGGAGCAGGAAACGAUCUCUACUCUUUUUGUGUCAAAUUCUCCACUCCCUGGUUUUUGUUGUCCCGACUCGAUGGUUAGUUCAGCACUGACCCAAAACCCAAGAGAAAUCUGGGGUGUGUUUUUGUUCUUUUUGUGUUACCUUAGUGCACUUACCACUGUCUGACUCUCUCUCUCUCUAUCUUUGUCUAUGUGUUUCCCUUUUUCUGUACUCCCCUGCCUUUGUAGAUUCGGAGAUAACCGCCUCUCCUUAAGCACUACAAAGCAGAUACAUGUUUCCAUGUAGUGUGGCUGCAGUCUGCUAUAGGCUUUACGUUGAUUUCAACUUUUUUGUUGUCAUGUACGAUAAUGAAAAAAGAAAUACUAAUAAUAAUUCUCACGCUUUAAAACGAAAAGAAAAUCCAAAGACUUAACACUUUCACCAUUGGUGCAUAAAGAUGAGAAGAGGCUUCUUUAUACUUGAGAAUUUGUUGCUGUUUUUAAAGAAAGUAAAAGUUUUAAAAUCAAAGAAGUACGCAUCAGAUUGCCGUUUUUGCUUCUUUGCAAGCAAGCGGGUGGCUUUUUACAUCAAAUACUAAGAAAACCAAAAAUCUUAAAGGGCCCCUGUCCUUGCGUUGUGGAGCAGCACCGUUACAGAGCCAUUGCAGUUUGUAAAAUAAAAGUUUUGUUGAAGUUUUCUGUCACACAUGAAAUCCAUUUUUUGUUGUUGUUGUUAUUAUUGUUGUUGUUUUUUCUUUUGUAAAAAAUGUACAAGGUCUGGUCUUUGAGGACAUAUGUUUUGCUGCUAAUGUAGAUUCGGAAAGGAAGAAUACCUAGAUGCAUGCUCCUUUUGCUUUUUGGCUAAGCUUUAACGAAAAGAAGAAACCCAAUAAACCAUUUCCCUGCCCCUGCAACAUCCUUUUCCCCUUCUUGUUGCAAAAACUGAACUUUUGAAGACUGUGAACACGUGUUCCAAAGGACAUUUUAGCUUUUUCAUUUUUGAACAGACCAAUGUUUUAAAGCCAAUGAUAUCUAUAAUGUUUGUAAAAAUUACAGUGCAUUCCAAAUACUACACCCGAGUUUUCAUUUCUUAA